AUGCAUGCUUCCCUUGUCGCUCGCCGAGCGGCUUCUGCAAAGACAUGGACGCUCGCAAAUGGAGCCAAGAUCCCCCAGAUCGGGUUUGGCGUUUACAAUCUCAACAAGGAGCAAGCCAAUGCAUCUGUGGCACAUGCGCUCAAGACAGGCUACAGGCACCUUGACGCGGCGUGGGUGUACAAGAACGAGGAUGCUGUUGGCGAUGCCAUCCGCAAGAGCGGUGUUCCCCGCGAUGAGCUGUGGCUCACUUCAAAGCUGUGGAACUCCUUCCAUGGCGACAAUGUCGAGGUGGGCCUAGACACCUCGCUCAAGGACCUCGGCGUGGACUAUCUGGAUCUGUAUCUGGUGCACUGGCCCGUCGCGUUUUCCAACCCCAACGCUUCUCAGAUCAAUUCUUUAAAAGGCCAAGCUGGUCAUCCUGUAGAAGAGGCCAAGCUCUCGGAGAACAUUGCAGCUACUUGGACCAAGCUCGAGGAGCAAGUGAAGAAAGGCAAGAUCCGGAAUAUUGGCAUCUCGAAUUUCAACAUCAGGCGCACUGAAGAAAUGUUGGCCGCUGACCCAGAGAUCAAGCCCGUCGUCAACCAAGUCGAAGUCAAUUGGGGUGUUGCCAAUGACGAGCUGCUGCAUUACUCGGAAGCCAACCAGAUCUUCCUGCAAGCGCACACUCCAUUGGGCGGCAACUACAACGUGGAACGCUACUUGCAAAAUGAGGUCGUGCAGGACAUUGCUCAACGCAACAACAUGACACCCGCGCAGGUAUACAUUUCCUGGUGCUUGGCGCGAGGCAUCAUCCCUAUCGUCAAAUCCUCUAACCCCCAGCGUAUUGAAGAGAACUUUGCCGCACUCGACAAGAAGCUAGCUUGGGAUGAUGUCAAGCAUCUGACUCGCGAAAGCCAGAGAAAUGGUCUCGAGCGCUCUGUCGAACCGUCGGCCUACUGGGGCAUAGGUGACGUUUUUGAAGAUGGAGCCGAUCAAGAACGCCUCAUGUCACUCAAGGACACCACUUUCCAGGUGCCCACACCGCACGAGUCCAAGAGUCAAGGCGAACAUUUCUUGGAGCCUCGCAACGACCCCAACGCACCUGAGAUUGGACCUGGCGGCACUCAAGUGCGAAGCCUCCACUCGCUCGCAUCCAGCUCGAGCACCUCCCGCACAGCCCAUCCAACCGCAGUGCAGGUGGCCCUUGGCGGUGGAAAACGCGCAUUCAGCGCUUCCGCUAGACCCCGAGCUCUCGCUAUGGGAAGCGUUGCUGAAGCCGCACCUCCCUCGGCUGCCGAGACGCCAGAGGUGAACAACAGCUCUCUCUUGGCCAGUACCUCGAAAGCGGCUCUGCGCACUCCUGGAAUCAAGUGGACUGAUGGAGAGGAUGGCGUCGCGCGUGAGACACGCAAGAUCAACCUCUACACGGUGCGUCGAGCUUCCGCGAUCGCUUCUUCGAACCUGGCCGUGGCACAUGCUUCGUCUUCAGUUUCGCAACGUGCGUUCACGUCGUCUGCGAGGGGCGAGGCUUUCAUUGCUCCCACUGCGGGCGCGGCUGGUCAACCCUUGUCGCCGAUCGAGUGGUCCAAGAGGGAAAGCAGGGUGUAUCCGGAGAGGAAGCGAUUCCUGUUCGACCAGUACAAGUCUUUCCUCGAUACGGCUCCCCUCGUCGUCUUGUUGGCGCACCGCAACAUCGACGUGCCCACUUUCAAUCAGAUUAGAAAGGAGAUCAAGGCAGCAGGCGUGCCUGCAGCGGUGCCGGGCCUCGAGGCCAGCGGAAGCUCCGAAGGCGCCAAGUUGACAGUGUCUCGAACUGCGCUUUUGCGUCCCCUGGUCCGAGCCCACUCUUCCAAUGCUAUCCAGGGUCUGGAAGAGCAUCUCAAGGGACCUACAGCCAUGCUGACGGUGCCUCGUUUGGACCCAAAUCACCUUUCACGCGUGCUCAGAGUGCUUGAGAAGCACUCGGGUAGCAAGGUGAUUGCGCAGGAGCGAGCUCGAUUGGGAGGAAAAUUGAAGCCUGGUGAAGCGGAGGCUAUCCAACGAACGAUCGAGAAAACACCUGUUCUCGUUCCUCUCAUUGCGGUAGCCGAAGGCAAGACCCUGCUCGAUAUUCCUGCUCUUGGUGCCGUUGGCAAGUUGCCAGACCUCGCAACCCUCCGCGCUCAGAUUGUCGGUCUCCUCUCUGCACCUGCUAGCAGACUUGCCCGAGUUCUGUCUCAGGCAAGCGGCGCCGAUCUUGCCCUCACUCUCGAGGCUAGGAAACGCGACUUGCAGAAAGCAGACGAGGCUUCUCAAUGA
This is a messenger RNA of Ceraceosorus guamensis, 2277 nucleotides long. RefSeq lists its product as hypothetical. The transcript has 3 exons. Gene Ontology annotation, molecular function: oxidoreductase activity. The record is from RefSeq and is a predicted model, not a curated record. Lineage: Eukaryota; Fungi; Basidiomycota; Exobasidiomycetes; Ceraceosorales; Ceraceosoraceae. Bases 1 to 2277 code for a protein of 758 amino acids.